Messenger RNA from Scatophagus argus, 1635 nucleotides. RefSeq names its product lysosomal protein transmembrane 4 alpha (gene laptm4a). Bases 122 to 841 code for a protein of 239 amino acids. The transcript has 7 exons. NCBI's taxonomy places the organism in Eukaryota, Metazoa, Chordata, Actinopteri, Scatophagidae. Gene Ontology annotation, cellular component: lysosomal membrane. The record is from RefSeq and is a predicted model, not a curated record.
CGGCCUGUCACAGCGUUUGUUUUCAUCCGCGGUGUUGUCAUAGAAGGAAGUGGUGGUGGGCGUUCCGUGUUCGUCGGUUCAUUUCUAAGACGGUUUCUAUCCUCCACGGCCAGGUAUCCCGAUGUUUCUUCCUACGCUUGUGGAGGACAUGCAUCAUUUUAAGCAUAGUCGAAACAGAUUGUACACCACCAGGUGCUGCGGAUGUUGCCAUGUCCGGACGGGGACCAUCAUCCUGGGAACAUGGUACAUGGUAGUCAACCUGUUGAUGGGCAUCCUGCUGACUGUAGCUGUGACCCACCCAGAAAACGUGCCCACCAUUGACUUGCAGUAUGAGGUCAUCGACCAUUACUUUGCCUCGGACCGAAUGUCUGAGAAUGCUUGCGUUGGAUUUGCCAUCUCUCUGCUGAUGCUCACUAUCAGUGCCAUGAUGGUAUACGGAGCCAUUACUCAUCGUGACGGCUGGCUCAUCCCAUUUUUCUGCUACCAGCUCUUUGACUUUGCUCUGAGCUGCCUGGUGGCCAUCAGUUCUCUCACCUACCUACCAAGGAUCAAGGACUACCUGGACCAGCUGCCGGAUUUCCCCUACAAGGAUAACCUCCUCUCUCUGGACUCCAGCUGCCUGCUGCUCUUUGUGCUGAUCUUCUUUGCCUUCCUCAUCAUCCUCAAGGCCUACUUGAUCAACUGUGUGUGGAACUGCUACAAGUACAUCAACAACAGGAACAUGCCAGAGAUUGCCGUCUACCCUGCCUUUGAGACCCCGCCCCAGUACAUCCUGCCCACUUACGAGAUGGCAAUGAAGAUGCCAGAGAAGGAGCCACCUCCCCCUUACAUGCCUGCUUAAGCACCAGCCCUGUUGCCAAAACACAUACACAUACACGCCACCAUAUGCAUUCCUACUUUCCCUUACUUCUGUCUGACCUAGUGUGUAUGUGUAAGGCCACUGGAAGUGUUUCGUUCAACCCUCCCCUCUGUGUCUCUGAAGAGCAUCCUGGAGGUGCGAGAGAAGAAAGGUGGGAAAGACUGAAAUCUGAAUGAAUGUGAUGUUUGAAAAGCUACCAGCCCCCUCUGGCCUUUUUUUAUGUCUUAGUAAAAGGGAUACAUGUGAACAUGCUUGAAACGCUAUCAUCAGUCCAGCACCAUCCUAUCUAUAGAUUGAUAUAUGAAGUGUAAAAAAAAACAAAAAACAACAAAACUAUGACAAUCCACUUAUUAUAGCUCUUAUUGUUGAAUUGUGUUACUUUCCCUCCCUGAUUAUAAAGAUCUAGACUAUUCCAGCUCAGUCUUGAAUGGAGUCUGUGGCACUUUUUUUGUCUGUUAUUUAUUUAGCUUUGCUGUUGUUUGGUUCAUCGCCAUCCAUAACAUUUUCAUCACUCUGUGCUGCCCUGGCGUGUUAGCAAAGCUAGUGAAUAGUUUUUCCAGGUGAGAUGGACAGAGAGAGACAGCAGAGGGCACUGAUGAUGAAUCAUUUUCUCUGCUUUUCUUUCUCACCUGAUGUCUGGAGCAAACAGCUAGUCUUGUGAACAUUAGUAGUUGCAUGCUUGUCGGCAACCCCCCACCACCACACCCAAUUUCUUUAUUGGUAAUAUGAUUUUAUCCUAGUGGAAAAACGUUGACUUCAAUAAACGUUUCAGAACA